Molecule: messenger RNA, 1686 nt
Organism: Ananas comosus (pineapple)
Lineage: Eukaryota; Viridiplantae; Streptophyta; Magnoliopsida; Poales; Bromeliaceae
Product: protein TRIGALACTOSYLDIACYLGLYCEROL 4, chloroplastic
Exons: 5
Coding region: 78-1532 (484 amino acids)
Biological process (GO): acylglycerol transport; ER to chloroplast lipid transport
Cellular component (GO): chloroplast envelope
Molecular function (GO): phosphatidic acid binding
Source: RefSeq, a predicted model, not a curated record
ACAAAGGAUAAGAGAGGGGAGAGGGAGGGGGGGAGGAGCACUACACAUUCCUCCUACUGAAGAAGAAGGAGUCGGCGAUGGGGAGCCUUCGCACGGCGAUGGACGCCGACUUCUACGACCUGGACGUGGCGUCGCCGCAAACCCUAGAGGGCUCGGCCCGGUUCGUCCCGGGCGAACCGGCCCCGCCCGGCCUGGCCCGGUCGAGCCGGACCGUGCGGGCGCAGCAGCUCUCCUUCCUCCGCAACGCGUUCCCCCUCGGCGUCGUCCCCUCCCUCGCCCCCCCCACCACCGCCUCCCACAACGAGCUCGGAUCCCUCGCCCUCCACUCCCUCUUGCUCGGCCCCUCCGCCUUCAACUGGUGGACUGCAUUAGUAGGGCAAUUUCGGCCGAGAAAAUUGAUAUCUAGUAUCAAGAAAGAAGUGACGAUAGGUGACGAGCUCGAACUACCAUCGUUCAAAGAUGUCGCGAAGCACUUCCUGGAUAAGUCGCUCUAUGCGGUCGGUUUGUUCUCGCAACUCGCUCUCACGCCCGAUACGUCCUUGCUUUUUAAUGUGGAAAAGCACGGUGAGAAGAAGAGGCGGCGGUCGAAAGUAAUGCUCCUUCAUAAGCUUCCUAAUCAUGAUGUCACAGUAGAAGCAGUAACGCCGGAGCUAUUCCUGGACAGUGAAGGGACUUAUUGGGAAGUUCCAACAUCAUUAUCACUAAACAUAUCGUCUCUGAUAUCUGAUUCCGGAUUCAGAUACCGUUUUGGCUUACAAAAGAAUGAGGGGCAACCGGAAGCUCUUAAUUCGCCUUCCCAAGAUGUACCCUUAUCUCUGUUGCCCGGAAUUUGUGCUAAAGCCGCCUUUUCCAUUGAGAGGAGCAGAGACAUUUGGCGAGAAAAGGAGAAAAAGAAAGUUAGAGGGAGAAUGAUGGAGAAGGAACCUGGUUGGGUGUCUUCAUAUGACGUACGACUUAGCGAACCUCAUGCAGCAAUAUCGGGAAUUGUCGGUGGCACGUGUACGGCAUGGUUCGGAGGAAAUGGGAACUCAGAUCCUAGUUUGCCAACUCAAUCGGGAGAAGUUGAAUCCGAUCGCCGUAUAACUACCAGUACUAAAAAGAGGAACCCAUUUAGUGCUGAUUUAUUCGGUUCUUUAUGCUACACAAUUCAGCGCGGAAAAUUCAAGAAUGAUUUCAAUGACCUCACGCGAAUUGAUGCUCGCUUGGACAUUUCUUCAGCUUCGGCAUUCAUCAGGGACGCCGCUCAUCUAAUAUCUGAUAUUACCAGGGGCCGGGUUGUACGAGAAGUGGAUCCUCUUGCUUCCCCAAGGCUUCAUGUUGUUCUUCAGCAACAGGUGGCGGGGCCUAUCGUCUUUCGGGUGGAUUCGAGGAUUGCAGCAACUUCCCCUUCUGGGAGGCAUGCUCCGUGCGUUGAAGAUGUAAUCUGCGGCUUGAGCUACUCUUUUAGGAUGCUGCAAUCUGGGAAGAUCUUAGCUUGGUUUUCGCCCAAGAGGAAAGAGGCGAUGAUCGAGCUCCGGCUCUUCGAGUUCUAAGCCGCGCAUUUUUGUUUUCGUUGUCGCCGUAUUUAUCUUGUUGUAGUUUCUUGUUGAUUUUCUAUUGAGAAAACUGCAGGCUUAGAUGCCUAGUGCCUAAUAUAUCUCAAAUGUUUGCUUGGUAUGGUCACUAGUUUGGUUUUUUCGCUUUGAA